AUGGCCAGGAAGAACUGCUUAGUGAAGAACCUGGAGGCUGUGGAGACCUUGGGAUCCACGUCCACCAUCUGCUCAGACAAAACUGGAACUCUGACCCAGAACCGGAUGACAGUGGCCCACAUGUGGUUCGACAACCAAAUCCAUGAGGCGGACACGACAGAGAAUCAGAGCAGUGUUUCAUUUGACAAGACUUCGGCCACCUGGCUUGCUCUCUCCAGAAUUGCAGGUCUUUGUAACAGGGCCGUGUUUCAGGCUAACCAGGAUAACCUGCCUAUCCUGAAGCGGGCUGUAGCAGGUGAUGCAUCCGAGUCUGCUCUCCUAAAGUGCAUUGAGGUCUGCUGUGGUUCUGUGAAGGAGAUGAGAGAGAGAUAUGCCAAGAUCGUCGAGAUCCCGUUCAACUCCACUAACAAGUACCAGUUGUCCAUCCACAAGAACGCCAAUGCAGGUGAGCCCCGGCACCUACUGGUGAUGAAAGGUGCUCCGGAAAGGAUCCUGGAUCGCUGCAGCUCCAUCCUCAUCCAUGGCAAGGAGCAGCCCCUGGACGAGGAGCUGAAGGAUGCCUUUCAGAAUGCCUACCUGGAGCUGGGCGGCCUCGGAGAGCGGGUACUGGGUUUCUGCCACUUGAUGCUGCCAGAUGAGCAGUUUCCCGAAGGCUUCCAGUUUGACACCGACGAUGUGAACUUCCCUGUUGAUAAUCUCUGCUUCGUGGGGCUCAUCUCCAUGAUUGACCCGCCACGGGCUGCUGUCCCAGAUGCUGUGGGCAAAUGCCGGAGUGCUGGAAUCAAGGUCAUCAUGGUCACUGGAGACCAUCCCAUCACUGCCAAAGCCAUUGCCAAAGGUGUGGGCAUCAUCUCAGAAGGUAAUGAGACUGUGGAAGACAUUGCUGCCCGCCUCAACAUCCCAGUGAGCCAGGUGAACCCCAGGGAUGCCCGGGCCUGUGUGGUGCACGGAAGCGAUCUAAAGGACAUGACUUCCGAGCAGCUGGAUGACAUUUUGAAAUACCACACGGAGAUUGUGUUCGCCAGGACCUCUCCGCAGCAGAAGCUCAUCAUUGUGGAAGGCUGCCAGAGACAGGGUGCCAUCGUGGCUGUAACUGGAGACGGUGUCAAUGACUCCCCGGCUUUGAAGAAGGCAGACAUUGGGGUUGCCAUGGGGAUUGCGGGCUCAGACGUGUCUAAGCAAGCUGCUGACAUGAUUCUCCUAGAUGACAACUUUGCCUCAAUUGUGACUGGAGUAGAGGAAGGUCGUCUGAUCUUUGAUAACUUGAAGAAAUCCAUUGCUUAUACCCUCACUAGUAACAUUCCUGAGAUUACCCCCUUCCUGAUAUUUAUUAUUGCAAACAUUCCACUCCCUCUGGGAACCGUCACCAUCCUCUGCAUCGACUUGGGAACGGACAUGGUCCCUGCCAUCUCCCUGGCUUACGAGCAGGCUGAGAGCGACAUCAUGAAGAGACAGCCCAGAAACCCCCAGACAGACAAACUCGUGAAUGAGCGGCUGAUCAGCAUGGCCUACGGGCAGAUUGGUAUGAUCCAGGCCCUGGGGGGCUUCUUCACUUACUUUGUGAUCAUGGCUGAGAACGGCUUCCUCCCAAAUCACCUGCUGGGCAUCCGAGUGACCUGGGAUGACCGUUGGAUCAACGACGUGGAGGACAGCUAUGGGCAGCAGUGGACCUAUGAGCAGAGGAAGAUUGUGGAGUUCACCUGCCACACGGCCUUCUUUGUCAGUAUCGUGGUGGUGCAGUGGGCUGACUUGGUCAUCUGCAAGACCAGGAGGAAUUCCGUCUUCCAGCAGGGGAUGAAGAACAAGAUCUUAAUAUUUGGCCUCUUUGAAGAGACAGCCCUUGCUGCUUUCCUUUCCUACUGCCCUGGAAUGGGUGUCGCCCUGAGGAUGUAUCCCCUCAAACCUACCUGGUGGUUCUGUGCCUUCCCCUACUCUCUCCUCAUCUUCGUGUAUGACGAAGUCCGAAAGCUCAUCAUCAGGCGACGCCCUGGCGGUUGGGUGGAGAAGGAGACCUACUACUAG
This is a messenger RNA of Rangifer tarandus platyrhynchus (Svalbard reindeer), 2022 nucleotides long. NCBI's taxonomy places the organism in Eukaryota, Metazoa, Chordata, Mammalia, Artiodactyla, Cervidae. The record is from the annotation of a GenBank genome assembly.